Messenger RNA from Amoebophrya sp. A25, 1150 nucleotides. Lineage: Eukaryota; Dinophyceae; Syndiniales; Amoebophryaceae. The record is from the annotation of a GenBank genome assembly.
CAGCACACAAGCUGACACAAUACGCCAAAAGCGUGGCGGAUGGUAUUGGUGGGAUGUUAGGUUACGGACCAGUUUUUGGCGUCGCCAGUCCGUUCCCCUGGAUGUUGUCCGUCGAGAUGACCGGUCGCGCCAAUCAGUUCGAAAAACGAGCAACAGAAUAUCGCAAGGUGUCAGCCAGCAGCACCGCGCCGGCAGAGGUUGCCGACCUGCCAACUGUUGCGCCAAUCAGACUGCUGACGGGCGCAAUGGGCACUAUGAAAACCACGACGCUUCUUCUGGAAGUAAUCAAUGCCGCCCAUCAAGGAGCGAAGUUAUUAAAUUUAACACCUGUCGCCGACCAUCGUUCAGGCAGCACAAUCCGGACACAUAGUGGAAUCCAGGCACCCGCCCAACAGGUUGGAAACUUGUCUGAGGUGUCGCUGACCGGGCUCGAUUUAGUUGCGCUCGAUGAGGUACAUAUGAGGGACCCGGGGGAGUUGGUGACCUUCCUAGAGCGGUGCGGCAAUUCGGGUGUCCGCGUAAUUAUGGCCGGCAUUGCAGUGGACGGCCUCACUGGCCAGGAGUUCCCCUUUGUUGAAAAGUGUCGCGCCCUAGGUGUUAGGCGUGAGCACCUUUAUGCGGACAAAUGCAGCAAAUGCGAGGGGCAAAACGCGGGGCACUGUGUUCCGCAGUCUUUAUUCUUUCCCCGUUGCUACACGGCAAGUGACUGCGUUGGUGGGUUUGAAAAGUGGGAAAAUGUCUGUGAAGAAUGUGCAGAGCAAUGGCGUCGCGAGUGGCAGAAGCUGCAGGUGUACCAUGUUGACAGGGGUGGCGUGAAUGGUUCACCGGUUUGCCGUGGGUGUGGUUAUCGGUUUCAGGGCAAUAGUGCUGCGGGGGUUGAUCUGCUUCAAGUCUUCAACCAUUUCCAAACAAAGCACAGCGCCAAACAUGGCGAAAGGGUUGAGGUUUUCGACAGAGAGUGGGCCUUCUGCUGUGAGGCCACGGAAAACAAGGCAACAGGGCUCCAAGAUCCCCGCGCUUUAUGUGUGUCUAGCUGUGCAGUGACAGCGGAUCCGCGGAGUCCGCCAGGGUUAGAAAAGGCAUGAAAUCAGAAGGGCGGCAAGAUUGAGAGAGCCGCUACGGGAACACAGUAAGGAGGUCAACUGUCAAG